CCCCACCCUAACCCUGCGCCCUUGUUUUGCAUAGGAAAAAAGGAUCAGGAUUUAUGCUGGGGUUGUGCAGUGUAGUGCCAAUCAAUUCUGGCAACCCUGACGGAGGAAGCUUGAUUGUGAAACUAAUUUCACAUAGGUCGCCACGUAAUGCCUGCUGGUGUGGUGGCUAAAAUGGAGAGUUACAACAAUAUUAGAAUACUUCCCUUGUCCUACGAGAUGCAAAACAAUGGAACUGACGACUGCAGUGAAGCGAAAAAGAAACAGAAAAUGAGAUACCUACUAUGGGAAUUCGGCGGAGUUGCGCUUGUGACUGUUUUCAGUCUGGUGUUGUUGGGAAUCGUUCAUUUAUCAACGCAACAGCUAGUCACUGGAACAUCUACUGGCGAGUUCAAUGCUGUCAGGGCAAGGUCACUCAAGCUGAGAAGGAAGCAUCUGGAAAACAUUACCAGCAUUGGCCCCCGUCCACUGGGCAGCCAGGAGAAUGAAGUUGUAACAGUAAACUACUUGCUGGAGCAGAUCGAGCACAUCAAGGUCUACAGUGCCUUAGGACCCCACUCUGUCAUCGUGGACAUCCAGAAACCCACGGGCUACGUGUUUUGGAAUCAUUACUAUGAUAGAAUUAGCAACAUCGCUGUCCGACUGGAGCCCAAGGACGGGACUCAGCACCUCAUGCUGGCCAAUUGUCACUUUGACACUGUGGCCAACAGUCCAGGUGCGAGUGACAAUGCCGUGGGCUGUGCGGUGAUGUUGGAAGUGCUCCACUCUCUGGCAAACCUCUCCACUCCUCUAAAACAUGGGGUGGUGUUUGUCUUCAAUGGAGCAGAGGAGAACAUGCUACAGGGAAGUCAUGGCUUCAUCACUCAGCAUCCCUGGGCAAAUCAGAUCCGAGCAUUCAUCAACCUGGACUCAGCGGGUGUAGGGGGCAAAGAGAUGAUGUUUCAGGCAGGUCCUAACAGCCCCUGGUUGGUCCAGGCCUAUGUCCAUGCUGCCAAACACCCCUUUGCCUCGGUUGUCGCACAGGAAAUCUUCCAGAGUGGUAUGAUCCCAUCUGACACAGACUUCCGCAUCUACAGUCAUUUUGGAAAAAUUCCAGGUAUUGAUUUGGCCUUCAUUGAGAACGGCUUUAUCUACCACACGAAGUAUGACACACCAGACCGAAUCCUGACAGACUCCAUCCAAAGGGCCGGUGACAACAUCCUUGCCAUACUGAAGCACCUGAUGAUGUCUAAAGAGCUGGGGAACUUUUCAGAAGCUCACCCUGGCCAGAUGGUGUUCUUCGACCUACUUGGCAUGGUGAUGGUGGCGUACCCAGCCCGCAUUGGCACCAUCAUCAACUACGUGACUGCAGUGGCAACCUUCCUCUACUUGUUUAUCAAGUGCUGCUAUACCGGAAACAUCGAGACACAUCUGGACAGUGCAGAGACAACUUUAGCCAAUGCAGAGACUAUUCAUGCCAGUGCAGAACCAUCACAAACCUCAUGUGUUGAUCAGGGUGACUGCGUUGAUGGAGAGACAACUCUGACCGGUGCAGAGACGUUAGACGAUGCAGAGAUAAUUCAGGCUAGUCCAGAUCCACCACCAACCCUAUGGAACGGUCUGGUCAACUGCAGUCGAAGAGCUUGCUGUUACUUGGUGAAGCUGGUCCUUGCCACGUUACUGCUCAUCAUCAGCUGGAUUAUCACUGGACUGACUGUGUACAUCAUAGCCCUGGUGGUGUCACUGAUGGGACGAUCCAUGUUCUGGUACAGCAACUUGUACGCAGGCAUAUUUCUGUAUGGUUCUGCUGCCACAGGCAUGAUGGUCCUCAUCCACACAGUGGCCAAGAAUCUCUACUACAGGUCUUUCUGCCGUCCUGUUUGCCGGUAUGCCUAUCAGUCUGCCUGUCAGCCUGUAUUCCAGCAGUUUGUGAGAAGGAAGCUGGGGGAGCUCAACUUUGACGUGAGCCUGUUGGUGUGGUGCUUUGCCCUGAUCUUCCUCACAGCUAACAAAAUGUGCUCAGCGUACAUCCCCAUGCUUAUGGUGGCCUUCCCUCUGGUCACUAAGUUGCUCCUGACCAGGGAGUUCAGACUCAGAGGUUUAUCACUGAAGUACAUGGUUCUCUACCUGUUGGGUCUGUCUCCGCCAUAUGUCUACUUCGUGUAUCUGAUGUGGUUGGUGUUUGAGGUCUUUAUUCCCAUCCAGGGUCGCAACACAACGCACUCCCCUGAGGUGUUCCUGGCUGUUCUCAUCAGCCUAUCUGUCAUUUUUCUCUCAUCCUUCUUUAUCCACUUCAUCUACCUGGUCCGGUCAACUAAGGGGCUGUUAGCAAGUCUGGGAACAGUGUUCACUGUGUUUCUGUUGCUGGUGUUUUGUGGUCUGUUCUUCCCCUACACAGCAGACCCCUCUGCUCCACGGCCAAAACGGGUCUUCAUCCAGCAUAUCACUAGCACUAUCCAUGAUCUAGAUGGCCAGGUAGAGAGUAAAGACUCUGGACUGUUGAUCAACAGCGAGGACUUCACUGACAUGCAGCAUAUCACACCUCUCAUACCAGAGAUAAACAACACUGUCAGGAGGGAAAGUUGUCAUGUCAGGCCUUUCUGUUUCUGGCCUUGGUUUGUAAGUGUCAGGAAUAAUUGGUAUAUCCCAGCUGCUGAAGUCUUUCCCAAGUCUCCUGUGGAGUUUCAGCUCCUUUCUAAAGAAAAUACAAAAUGGGGAACAGUUAAGAUGACUUUUGAAGUCAAAGGUCCCAGCCACAUGUCCUUCUAUUUCGAAACUCACAGAGGGGCCUUUCUAGCCAGCUGGUCUUUUGCCAAUGAGAUGCAUCCGUUCUACGAGAAUAGACAUUUGAGUAUAUCAUACAGCCAUGGCAUUGACGCCCCAGUGUGGAACUUCUCAAUUGAAAUACAGCCUCCCAGAAAAGACGACCCGUCAGGCCCAGAGGAAAUGGUCUCAGUAGCCUUCAAUUCUUACUACUACUUUGGCGAGGACCAGAGGACUGUUCAACUCGACAACAUGCUAGAGAGAUUUCCCAAGUGGGCCUUUGUGUCUUCCUGGGCCUCCAUCUAUCAGAUGUACCGAUACUGACAUCAAGCCUUAUCACAUUACAUUACCUAGAUGGGUGUUCCAACAAUUUGCUUCAUUUUGUGUAUGUUAUCUAAUCAAAUUUUCAUAUCGUAGAGUACAGCUUCAUAAAAAUAGUUUCCACUCUCAAUAGGUUAGAUUAAGAAAAAUAUAUUAAGUGCUUUUUGAAUGUCUAAUAGGGUUGACUGUAAAAGGGUUGAAACUUCCAUCUGAAAUCAGCCAUACCCAUUGUAACAGGAAAGCGUGUUGUUUUUAACUGAAGUUGGCAAUUUUAAUGCAAUCUUAAUCUUUUCCCCUUUUGUACCACAAAAAAAUUAAAUAAAUAUAAACUUCUUUCACUUCAUGAUUUCGGUAAUAUGUUUUAAAUAUUUAGAAAAUAGCUUCAUAAUGUUAAAAUUAGAGUUUUGUUCACUUAACAGACUGAUCUUGAAAUAAAAACAGCUGUAUGUGUAUUACAAGUAACAUGAAAUAAAAAAUGAUCUCCAGAAAAUACUAUUAGAGCAAGAACAUUUAUAGAGUGGAGCAAAUACUGCUGGGUAAGGUAGGUUAAAGCCUUCUUAAAGCAGAAUUUGCCAUUCAUUCAUGGAUUCUUUUAAUUUCAAUAAUUGUUUAAAGGGUACUCACAUUUUGUGGAACAAAGUAGAUACUGGGCCUUUGGUUCGACCCGUUUCUUCAUCACUCCCAGACAAAUCAAAACAUCCAUCCAUCCAUCAUCUUCCGCUUAUCCUGGGCCGGGUUGCGGGGGC
Messenger RNA from Esox lucius (northern pike), 3806 nucleotides. Its product is annotated as endoplasmic reticulum metallopeptidase 1. The record is from RefSeq and is a predicted model, not a curated record. Gene Ontology annotation, molecular function: metalloexopeptidase activity. The coding region runs from base 148 to 3063 and encodes 971 amino acids. The transcript has 19 exons. Gene Ontology annotation, biological process: proteolysis. Lineage: Eukaryota; Metazoa; Chordata; Actinopteri; Esociformes; Esocidae.